This is a messenger RNA of Rosa chinensis, 2204 nucleotides long. RefSeq lists its product as uncharacterized. Bases 206 to 1660 code for a protein of 484 amino acids. The transcript has 12 exons. The record is from RefSeq and is a predicted model, not a curated record. NCBI's taxonomy places the organism in Eukaryota, Viridiplantae, Streptophyta, Magnoliopsida, Rosales, Rosaceae.
CUAUGCCAAGCAACGUUCAGUCAAUCAAACGGUGACUACCAAAGCAGCUCCACACUUUCCGGGAGAAGUAUUUGGCGGCAAAACCCUCCUCUGGUAAAACGUCUACCUUCCCCUCCCCCCACCACAACACACAAACCAAAAAAAAGAAAAAAAAAAGGGAACAAAAACCUCCCGGCUCCGAAAGACUUAAAAGCAGACAGAGCUUAUGGCCUGGUAUCAGACAAUUCCAGAUUCUGAUCAGAGCAUUUCUGAUGAGGAAGAACCGGACCAAAAUUGGGCGAACAAAUGCGCUACGCUCGGCGGAACCACAGAGAAAAAGGAAUUGUUACAAAUUUCAUCUCGGCUAGAAAUGCUCAAAGGUGCGAAUGCGAAGGCUUGCAAUUUGGAAGAUGAAGUUAGCUCUGACUAUGAGGUGAACAAUGUGGUGUCAAAAGUUUCUGUUAAUGGCAGUGCUAAAGAGUUGCGAAAAAAAGAGGAUGUUCAUAGCUUUUGGAGCGAUAAACAAGACGAAUUACACUCGUGGUCUGCUGUGAGUAAAGAAGCUGAGGCACUCAUGCGUUUGAAUGAAAAAACUUCUUGCUCAUUGUCACUGUCUGCUUACUCGAAUUUAAAGAAAUCGUCUAAAGGAGCCAAAGGCAAAGGCAAACCAAAAUUUUUGUUCCGUUUUCCGACACACAAGGAAGGAACCUCGUCCCAUUCUAUAUCUAAGAAUGAUAGUGAUGUGUCAUUCAGGGUUCAAGAACUGCCUGAAAGGUUGGAUGCAAUUGAGCCUAGAAAUGUAGAUCAUUCAGAUGUUGAACUUAUUGAGGAUAUUCAGGGGGAAGAGGAAUCAGAGAUUGUGCUUAGAAAUGAAGAACAUUCAGAUGUUGAACUUCUUGAGGACAUUUCAGGGGAAGAGGAAAGUUUGUUAGAGGUUGUGCCUUUUGAAGCCAAGGCUAUUCGGCAUGGAUGUAUGGGGCAGUCAAUGGCUGAGCUUCUAGAUGGCCUUCAAGAUAAGACGACUAUUUGGAGAAAAAGUUCUAGAAAGCAUAGUAGAAAACGACGUAAAAAGGAGCAGCCUGUUGUAAAGUGUGCAUCUCCUCUGGGAGAUGGAACUUUUGACAUUGAAAGCUCUCCUGAGCACUUGGGUCAUGGAUUGCCAAGUGAUAUCAAGAUUGAUGAUCAAAUUUUGAAGCUUGCUGAUCCAGAAAUGAAGAGGCAGACAUUGGUAGAUCGAUUUCAGGAAGCUAUGAGUGACAGAUUCCUUGUUGCAGUGCCCAAAACUUUAAAGAGUGGAUUAUUUGGGAAACUGCAGCAGGUGGUGCAGAGUGAGAAAGAAACUGAUAUAGAAUUCUUGAAGAAGAUCCAGGAGGGAGCUAGCGAAAGUAAUGACCCAAACUGCAUGGAUGUGAAGAUUCUUUCAAAAUACCUGGAUGCAAAGCUUACCGUGUGUCACUGCUCCUUCGGUAAUAACUCAAAGCGCCUCCCAUCGCCAGAGGUCUGCGAAGAAAUGGUUGACGAAGGACCGGAAAGGACUAUUAUUUUCAAUCCACGAGUUUGCAAUGAUAUUGACCUUGAUAUUGGGAAAUGGAUUCGUAUACACCCUCCAUGGAGGGACAUCCGUGUCGGCACUGCUCAAAACAUAAUCCUGUCGACAUAUUUCUCUGAAAUUUCAAUGUGAAGGUCAUGUUUCUCUAGGAUCUCAAUUGUCAAUUCUCACGAAGCAUUGCACAACUCCCGCCCAUCCGUGGACAUGUUGAUGAGCAGGCCUUACAAAGGCGGUUGAGUUUGAGUAUCAGUUUUCAAGGUUGUUCAUCCACAACCUCCACUUGCAUGUCCCGUUCCUGAUGGGACCUUAUCCUCUGCAUGAACAACGUCACGGCUAUCCAAAGUGAUGCAGCCAGAAGAAGAAUGAAUUUGGUUCUCACCUCCUGUGGCUAGCCAGGUUAAAUGUCUAAUGCAGUUGCUUCUGGUGCUUGCCAUGAAGCCAGGGUUUAAGGAAUCUCCUUUGGCAACACAUGAAUGAUUUGUUGUGUUACUCAGAAAAUUGUGUGGUUCUACAUAGAUGCUGGUGCGAAUGUGGUGCUGCAUCACUGUCAGUUACAUUGUGUACAUAUUAAUCUCUGAAUGAGGACGUUUGAAAAUAAUAAUUUUUGUUUUCUGUUAGAUUCCACUCUUCACAACAUUUGAAAUCCACUGUUACCAUCUUCUCUCUUUAUUCUUGA